This is a messenger RNA of Otolemur garnettii (small-eared galago), 1783 nucleotides long. It is a transcript of the gene ZMYND10, whose product is annotated as zinc finger MYND-type containing 10. Gene Ontology annotation, cellular component: cytoplasm; centriolar satellite. Bases 172 to 1494 code for a protein of 440 amino acids. Lineage: Eukaryota; Metazoa; Chordata; Mammalia; Primates; Galagidae. The record is from RefSeq and is a predicted model, not a curated record. The transcript is spliced from 12 exons. Gene Ontology annotation, biological process: outer dynein arm assembly; motile cilium assembly; inner dynein arm assembly.
GCGCAGGCGCGCAGGCUAUCCCGUUUCCAUGGCGAUGAAGACACACGGAACCCCAACUGUUCCACAACCGUCCUGUACCAGACGUCAGCCCAGCCAGAGUCGGCCGUCUCUGAGUGUGUCUGCAGCCCUGCCCUGGCUGCUGCUUGAGUUCAACUGCACACCAGCCCAGACAUGGGCGACCUGGAGCUGCUACUUCCUGGGGAAGCUGAUGUGUUGGUGCGGGGUCUACGUAGCUUCCCGCUACGAGAGAUGGGCUCCGAAGGGUGGAAUCAGCAGCACGAGAACCUGGAGAAGCUGAACAUGCAAGCCAUCCUUGAUGCCACGGUCAGCCAGGGGGAGCCCAUUCAGGAGCUGCUGGUCACCCAUGGGAAGAUUCCAACACUUGUGGAGGAGCUGAUCGCAGUGGAGAUGUGGAAGCAGAAGGUGUUCCCUGUGUUGUGCAGGCUGGAGGACUUCAAGCCCCAGAAUACUUUCCCCAUAUACAUGGUGGUCCACCAUGAGGCCUCCAUCAUCAACCUCUUGGAAACAGUGUUCUUCCACAAGGAGGUGUGUGAGUCAGCAGAAGACACUAUCUUGGACCUUGUGGACUACUGCCACCGCAAACUGACUCUGCUGGUGGCCCGGAGUGGCCAUGGUAGCCUCCAUGAGGAUGAGGGGUCUGAGGACAGCACCCCCAUGCAGGAGCUGCAGAAGCAGGCAGAGCUGAUGGAAUUUGAGAUUGCUCUUAAGGCCCUCUCAGUACUGCGUUAUAUUACAGACUGUGUGGACAGCCUUUCCCUGAGCACUUUGAGCCGCAUGCUCAGCACCCACAACCUGCCCUGUCUUCUGGUGGAACUGCUGGAGCACAGUCCCUGGAGCCGGAGGGAAGGAGGCAAGCUGCAGCAAUUUGAAGGUGGCUGUUGGCAGACGGUGGCCCCCUCAAAGCAGCAAAAGCUGAACAAGUUAGAUGGGCAAGUGUGGAUCACCCUGUACAACCUACUGCUAAGCCCUGGGGCUCAGGCCCGAUAUUGCCUUACCAGCUUUGCCAAGGGACAACUACUCAAGCUUCGGGCCUUCCUCACAGACACACUACUUGAUCAGCUGCCCAACCUGGCAGACCUGCAGGGUUUCCUGACCCACUUGGCCCUCGCUGAAACCCAGCCCCCUAAGAAGGAUCUGGUGUUAGAACAGAUCCCAGAAAUCCGUGAGCGGCUGGAGCAAGAGAACAGAGGUAAGUGGCAGGCUAUUGCUAAGCAUCAGCUUCGGCAUGUAUUCAGCCCAUCUGAGCAGGACCUGCGGCUGCAGGCACGAAGGUGGGCUGAGACCUACAGGCUGGAUGUGCUAGAGGCAGUGGCUCCGGAGCGGCCCCGCUGUGCUUACUGUAGUGCAGAGGCCUCUAAGCGCUGCUCUCAAUGCCAGAAUGAGUGGUACUGCUGCAGACAGUGCCAAGUCAAGCACUGGGAAAAGCAUGGAAAGGCUUGUGUCCUGGCAGCCCAGGGUGACAGAGCCAAAUGAGAGCUGGACUUGCUGAGGGCCAACCACCCACGCCAAAGGAACCCACACAGAAUGCACCCCUGAACCUCAGGAUCUCAGUCCGGCCUCUGCCAGUGUCUCAAUCUCCCUGGUGGUGAGCAGAGCUACGGGUAGAAACUGUUGGCCCAUCCCCCCACACCUCCCCAAGCUAAGGUUCUUGACUUCCUGUCCGUUGGGUAGAAACUGACUCAGAAAACUGGGGCAAGAUGGCCCGGGCCGGAUGCGGGGACCCUCUUCCUCUAGCACAGUAAACAGCUGGCCUUCAGAAACA